This is a messenger RNA of Psilocybe cubensis, 1050 nucleotides long. RefSeq lists its product as uncharacterized. The transcript has 6 exons. Lineage: Eukaryota; Fungi; Basidiomycota; Agaricomycetes; Agaricales; Agrocybaceae. The coding region runs from base 1 to 1050 and encodes 349 amino acids. The record is from RefSeq and is a predicted model, not a curated record.
AUGCCUCAACCAUCUUUCACUCAGGAGUUCUCCGAUCAAUUUCAUCCUCCUCCUGUAACAUAUGUCGAUUUGACAGGAAAAACUGCCAUUGUUAUUGGCGCCAACACAGGCAUUGGGCUCGAAGCAGCCAAGCAUUUUGCACGUAUGAAUCCUGGAAGGCUCAUCCUUGGAUGUCGGAGUAAGGAGAGAGGAGAGAUGGCUGGCCUUGAAAUUAACGCAGAGACGAACUACGACAAAACUGAAGUUUGGAAUAUUGACUUGUCCAAAUUCUCUUCAGUCGUAUCAUUUGCUGAGCGAGUUCAAAAUGAUGGCGGAAGGUUGGACAUUGUCGUCGCAAAUGCUGGCAUCGCUGCGUCGUCGCUCGAGUUCACGGAAGAUGGUUGGGAGUCAACAUAUCAGAUUAAUUACAUAUCUGGCGCGCUUCUGUCGCUCUUGCUGUUCCCCAGAAUGCUCGAGACGGCCAAAGAGUACAACACAACACCACGAAUUACAUUAGUCGUCAGUCGGCUUCACUAUCUUGCCAAGUUUGAUACAAACUUGAUCGACUCGCCAAAUGCUCUACGGCUUUUAGGCCACAAAGACCAUUUCAUGGACCGAUUAAAGCAGAGGAAAUACAAUGGUGACGACAUAUACGCAGAGUCUAAGCUGUUGGGCGUCUAUUUUGCCCGCUCAUUCGCUGACAGACUGGGUGACAAACCGCUCAUAAUCAAUACCGUUGAUCCAGGAUUCUGUAAUUCCUCCAUUGGACGAUACAAGAAAGGGGUCGAUUCGUUCAUCUUUGGUCUUCUUUCGAAAGCGAUCGGACGGACCCCAGAGGAAGGGAGUCGGCAACUUGUAUGGGCAGCCGUUGGUGGUGAGAACGAAAAGGGGCGUCUACGAGGAGCAUUCGUGGACAUGGCGUCAAAGGUAGGUAGCUUAAGCGCCUAUGGAGAGAGUGAAGCAGGCCGCACUGCUCAGGACAAAUUAUGGGAUAAUCUCAUUGAAGAACUGACUCAAAUCAAUUCAAAUGUCCAGAUAUAUGCCAAAAAAUACUUAAGUGGACCAGUUUAG